Messenger RNA from Mustela erminea (ermine), 2621 nucleotides. It is a transcript of the gene STPG3, whose product is annotated as sperm-tail PG-rich repeat containing 3. The transcript is spliced from 6 exons. Bases 34 to 954 code for a protein of 306 amino acids. Lineage: Eukaryota; Metazoa; Chordata; Mammalia; Carnivora; Mustelidae. The record is from RefSeq and is a predicted model, not a curated record.
UGUCCCUGCAGAAGAGAGCCAGAUACUUUGACAAUGAAUUUUGACCAGAAAGCUGUGAAAUUCCUGGCGAAUUUUUACAUCAGUGGAGGCCAGCACUGGACUCAUGGUUCCCUGAGGCAGAGGCCACUUGUGCCAGCCCGGCCCAAGGCUACUGUGUUCUUGUGGGGCCCCCAGCCAGGGGCCCCCGGGGAGAUGUGGCCCCCGGGAGUGCAGGAGCUCCAGGCUGGCCUCAGGACGGAACCGGGCUUCCUGCAGGAGCACCCGCCUAUCUGCGCCCAGAACCGGAGGGAGCUGUGGCUGGAACGACGCCCACCCAUCGUGACCGACCUGCAGACCCCCGGCCCCACCAAGUACCCGGUGCCGGACGCUUCCGUGCGCGAGUCCUCUCCGCAUCCCCACUUCAGCAUCGGCCGCAGACUCCGCACCCGCGAGGGCGGUGGCCGCAGGGCGUGGCAGACCUUGUGGUUCCAGAGCGAAAGCCCCUUCACGCAGAAGGCCGACUUUAACCAAGAGCAAAAGUGGCCAUCACCCGCGGACUACCAGCCACUCAUCCCGCUUGCCUUCCCGGCUUUCAGCUGUGGGGUCCGCCGCCCCUCUUCCAAGACAGUUGAGGCCCCCGCCCGCCCUGGGCUGCCGCGGGCCGGGGGUGCGGGUCACCGUCCCCAGCCCCAGCUUCAGGGCCCUCCACAGGCCCCGCGGGACAAGAAGCUUCCCGGCCCUAACACCUACGACAUCUUUCCUGGGUGCCGCCUGCAGAACCCGCGCCCGCCCGCCUUCUCCAUGAGCCGCUCACCGGCCUUCGCCUCCUGGCUCAGUUCCUCCCGCAGUCCCGGCCCAGCUGCCCACCACGUGGAGGGUUGCUCUAACUGGCGCUUCCCCGCUGCGCCGAGAGUGGUGAUCCAGGGUGUCCGAAGACCCAAGCGCCAUGACACGGGACCCUUCUGCACUGUGUAGCGCCACCUCUGCACAGCUGGCCACCCGCUUAUUCACAGAACCCUGGUUUCCUUGGGGGCCUUCCCAGGCCUGCCUGGAACUAAGGGCCUCCCCCUCGGCCUUUUGACUCUGUGGGUGUCUCUGACCCACCCUCCUGGCUGACCAACCCCUCUGUGAGCUGCGGACAUUGAGGACAGUCUAGCCCAAAGCCCAUCUAUCCCCCCCCCCCCCCCCAAUACAGAGAUGCUGAAGGUUCUUCCCGACUCUGCUGUGUGCUUGACUGGUGAGCUGUCCCACAGAUGUGGCCUGCUGCUGACCUGUCAUGUUUGGUUUUCCUUGCCCAGGGGUCUCCCUCUGCUUCCCCUUUGGUGCCCUCUACUCUAGGGCAGGUAGGGUGGCAGCCUGGGGCUUCCUGGCUGGGGACUGCACGGGAGGGGACCCAGUGGGCAAUACAAGACACCUCCACCCAGGUGUGCUACUCAAGGGACUGGCCAAGCUGCCAGUGUACCCAAGGAUCAGUUGUCAUCUUGAGGUGAGGUCGGCCUGCCCCACGACCAGGGAGGGUGCAGAGGACCAGCUGGUUCUCCACUUCUUCGGCUCCUGCCCAAAGACCCUGUGAACUUGCCCAGGGCUGUGUAGGCCAUACCACAGCCAGCAGACUUUCUGGGCCUUCACUUGUUAGGGUCCUGCCUCUGCCCACAGGAGCAGCCUACCUUUCUACCAAGGGGUUGCCUCCCUUAAGGGCCUCACCUGCAGCUGGGGCGGCUCCUGUCCCUGCACCAGUUCCUCCAGGGUUCCUUCCUGUGCCACCCAUGUGAUGGGCCAGAGCCUGACCCCUUCAAAAAGGCACUGCAACAGUUGAUGCUGUGGUGUGGACAUCAUUCCAUCCAGCAGAGAGGCCAAAGCCAGGGGGUCUGAGUGCAAUUUACCUGUCACCUCCUCUAGAGCUCAAUUUGGACGUUGAGCCGCAGCAUCCCUGGGAAUUAGAGCAGUGGCAUGGCAGAUGGCCAUCCUUAGGCCCGGGGCUGACCAGCUCAGCCUGCAGGCAACAGAGGCAGAGCCAUAGAAGGCCUGGCCUUGGGAGCUUGAUUCAGGGGAAAGAGGGUGGAAAGCAACCCCCAGGGCUCAAAGCCACGAGUGGGACCAGCAGGAAGGAGCACUGCCCUCCAGCUGGGCUGAAGAGGGAGGGCUUCCUGGAGGAGGUAGCAGGGGAAGUGACUUUUAAAGAUGACCAGGAGUUUGCUGGGCAGUAGGAAGGGGAUUUCUAGCAGGAAGAACCUCAGAAGACAAAAAGGGAGAGGGGUGAUGUUUGGUGUGGCCAAACCCGGGAGGACACAGGGCUGUUUGGGGGGAGAGGGGAGCUGGUGGGCUGAGAGGCCGCAGAGCGCUGAGUGCUGGGUCCAGGGGCUUGAACACGUAGCAGAGAGGAGCCCAAGGAGAGUGCCCAUCAGGCGGUGCCCACUCACGAUGCCCAGCUUCUUGCAUUGCAAGGGACAAGGGACACCAUAAAACCUGAGCCUUGAAUUCGCAGUGUGUCAGGAUGGACGAAUCAGCCUGAGGGCCACCCGCCUUGGGUUAGCCUUGGGCUUGGAUAUUCACUGUGAUGAGUGAGGACACCUGUUCUUGUCCCGAUCUCACUCUGUCCCCCAGGUCUCCAGUGGGUCUCCGCUCGGCGCCUCCGGAAGCAC